This is a messenger RNA of Purpureocillium takamizusanense, 1840 nucleotides long. RefSeq names its product Isovaleryl-CoA dehydrogenase. The transcript has 2 exons. Gene Ontology annotation, biological process: L-leucine catabolic process. Gene Ontology annotation, molecular function: flavin adenine dinucleotide binding; 3-methylbutanoyl-CoA dehydrogenase activity. Bases 146 to 1480 code for a protein of 444 amino acids. Lineage: Eukaryota; Fungi; Ascomycota; Sordariomycetes; Hypocreales; Ophiocordycipitaceae. The record is from RefSeq and is a predicted model, not a curated record.
CCAUCGCCGUCAUCGUCGCUUUUGCACUGCACUGCACUGUCGUCGCCCGACCGCUGCGUCUUCAUAUCCCCUCGCAGCGCCCUCGCCUCUCGAUCAAUUCCCCCUCCUCCGUGUCGACGUCGAUCGAUACAACCGCACGCGCAACAUGGCCAGCAACAGCAGCCUUCGGACGCUCGGCCGGACAGUCCUCGCCCGCCCGCUGCGAUGCGGCGCGUCCGCGUGCUCUAGAUUCGCUCCCUCGUCGAUGAUGACGAUGACGACGCCGAGGCCGACGCAGACGCAGACGCGCCUGCACUCGUCGUCCAAGCACCCCAAGGGCUUCGAGGCCCCCUCGUCCGAGGAGCUCGACGAGCUGCGCGAGCGCGUGCAAGAGUUCACGCGGCGCGAGGUGAGCGAGGAGGUGGCGGCGCGGACGGACCGCAGCAACGCCUUCCCCAACGACAUGUGGCCCAAGCUCGGCGAGGCGGGCCUGCUGGGCAUCACGGCCGACGAGGACGUGGGCGGGCUGGGCAUGGGCUACCAGGCGCACUGCGUCGUCAUGGAGGAGAUGUCGCGCGCCUCGGGGUCCAUCGGCCUCAGCUACGCCGCCCACUCGCAGCUCUGCGUCAACCAGCUGCAGCUCAACGGCUCCCCCGCCCAAAAGGCAAAGUACCUGCCCGGCCUCGUCGCCGGCACCAGCGUCGGCGGCCUCGCCAUGUCCGAGUCGGGCUCCGGCAGCGACGUCGUCAGCAUGCGCACCACGGCCAAGCCCGUCGACGGCGGCUACCUCAUCAACGGGUCCAAGAUGUGGAUCACCAACGGGCCCGACGCCGACGUCAUCGUCGUCUACGCCAAGACGGAGCCCGACGCCGGCUCCAAGGGCAUCACCGCCUUCAUCGUCGAGACCUCGGCCGACGGCUUCAGCUGCGCCCGCAAGCUCGACAAGAUGGGCAUGCGCGGCAGCAACACGGGCGAGCUCAUGUUCGACGGCGUCUUCGUCCCCUCCGAGAACGUCCUCGGCAAGGUCAACGGCGGCGUCCGCGUCCUCAUGGAGGGCCUCGACCUCGAGCGCCUCGUCCUCUCCGCCGGGCCCAUCGGCAUCAUGCAGGCCGCCCUCGACGUCGCCGCCCCCUUCACCCACCAGCGCAAGCAGUUUGGCCAGCCCAUCGCCCACAACCAGCUCGUCCAGGGCAAGCUGGCCGACAUGUACACCAAGCUGCAGGCCUCGCGCGCCUACACCUACGACACGGCCCGCAAGGUCGACGAGCGCGGCCUCAUCCGCACCCAGGACUGCGCCGGCGCCAUCCUCUACGCCGCCGAGCGCGCCACCGAGUGCGCCCUCGACUGCAUCCAGCUGCUGGGCGGCAUGGGCUACGUCGAGGAGAUGCCCGCCUCGCGCCUGCUGCGAGAUGCCAAACUGUACGAGAUUGGUGCCGGCACGUCCGAGAUUCGCCGCAUGGUCAUCGGUCGCGCGUUCAACAAGGAGUAUGCCAACGCCUAAGGUGGUCGGAGCAGCACGCUGAAACGACGACGCGAGAGUCAAGAGCGGCAUGCCCGGGCGCGCGCCGAGGUGAAGGCACGCGGCUCGGGGCACUGAGAUGAGGAGCGAUUCCAACGCUUCGCGGCGACGGGACGGGUUUCACCUCCUCCUCACCGCAGACGCACUGUGGAUGCAGGCCCACGGGCCACAGGGGCGUCGGCAGAUGGAGUGGAUGCGUCGACGCGCAUCGCGGCAGCAGAGCACUGCCGACGGAUCAAUUGGCAGAACCGGUCAAUAUCUACAACACUGUACUAUAGUCGUAACCACGCCGAAACGGUGCAUGUGGCAGCACGCACAAAAGUAGAAUAAAACAACUAGACG